GGCGCCUAAUAGGCAUUAAUAAAGUACAAAAAAACCUAACCGUUGCUUAGACUGUAGUACAUGCAGGACUGAGUCGUUUAUCUCACAUUCCGCGGCCUCUUGCUCAAACAUUCCUAAGAGAUGAAGUUAAACCUCCUCCUUCUCGGGGCUGGUUUAGCUAGUGCCAUCCCUAGUCCUCAAAUUCGCGCCUUACCGAACGCCCCCGACGAAUAUGCUCCCGCAAAUGUUACCUGUCCUGCGGUGAAACCUACAGUUCGCAGCGCAUCGAAGCUAUCCCAGAAUGAGACGAACUGGCUCGAGUCCCGCCGGAAGGAAAUUGUCUCGCCCCUUAAGGAUUUGCUCGGCCGUUUGAAUCUGACUAAUUUCGAUGCAUCGGCCUACAUCGACCGAGUGUCUACAAAUACUUCCAAUAUACCCAACAUCGGGAUUGCCGUGUCCGGUGGUGGAUACCGCGCUAUGCUAAACGGCGCUGGCGCCCUGAAAGCUUUUGACAGUCGAACUAGUAAUUCGACUGCUUCCCAUCAACUGGGAGGGUUGUUGCAAUCCACCACUUAUCUUUCAGCGCUCAGUGGCGGUGGAUGGUUGGUAGGGUCCGUCUUCAUAAACAACUUUACCACCAUCAACGAUCUACAGACAAGUGAGACAACCUGGGACCUAACCAACAGCAUUUUAGAGGGCCCGAAUGUGAAACACUUCCAGACUAUCAAUACUAUCGAUCACUGGACCAAAUUAGUGGAGACAGUGCACACCAAGAAACAUGCGGGUUUCAACACUUCUCUUACAGAUUACUGGGGUCGUGCGCUCUCCUACCAGUUCAUCAAUGCUAGCAGUGGCGGUCCGGACUACACCUGGUCAUCGAUCGCCUUGAUGGAGAAUUUCCAACGGGGCCAGGUUCCUCUGCCCAUCCUGGUCGCAGACGGACGAAACCCCGGGGAGCUCAUCAUUGGUUCCAAUUCCACAGUCUAUGAAUUCAACCCCUGGGAGUUCGGUACAUUUGACCCUGCUAUCCAUAGCUUCGCGCCAUUAGAAUACCUUGGGUCCGACUUUAAAGGUGGUCGCAUAUCGAGCGACGGGUCCUGUGUACGAGGCUUUGACAAUGCUGGCUAUAUUAUGGGCACUUCCUCUUCUCUGUUCAAUCAAGGCCUCUUACGGCUGAACAAUACAAGUAUUCCCGAGAUUCUGAAGUCAGCCCUCGCAAGCAUUCUCGAAGCUAUAGGCGAAGACAACAAGGAUAUCGCCAACUACCCCAACCCAUUCUACCAAUAUAAUGGUGCUACACCUGCCAUUGCCGAACGAACUCAUUUAAGUGUCGUGGACGGGGGCGAAGACGGGCAGAACAUCCCAUUACACCCUUUGAUUCAACCCGAGCGCCACGUCGACGUGAUCUUCGCCGUGGAUUCUACUGCGAACAUCCACAGUUGGCCGUCCGGCAAGUCCCUAGUGCGCACUUAUGAACGAAACCUGAACUCGACGGGAGUAGGUAACGGGACUGCGUUUCCUGCAAUUCCCGAUCCCAAUACCUUCGUCAACCUAGGGCUAAACAAACGCCCGACCUUCUUCGGCUGCGACAGUAAGAACCUGACUGGGCCUGCUCCCUUAAUUGUCUAUCUUCCAAAUGCUCCUUAUACACAUCUUUCGAAUACAUCCACCUUCGACUUAUCUUACAGCUAUGAGGACCGCGAUGCCAUGAUUACCAACGGUUAUAAUGUCGUCACCCGUGGCAAUGGUACGGAGGAUACUAACUGGUCGUCGUGUGUGGGGUGUGCGAUUCUUUCGCGUUCCGCUGAACGGACUGGCACUACUCUGCCCCAAGUCUGCACUCAGUGCUUCAAGACUUACUGCUGGGAUGGAACGACUAAUAGUACGGAGCCGGAGAACUACGAGCCGCAGGUCAUGAUUAAGACGAGCCUGGCUUUCAGAGAACAGCCUAGUUAUAUAAUUCCGAUCCUUUCGUUAGUUCUGGCGUUGGCGAUGGUGGUUUAGACCUAGCGAUUUGUCUACGUUGAAAAAACAAAGAGUUUUCUCUCCGAAUUUCCCAUAUAGCAUGAAACCUAUUAAUUACGGUCGCAUGACCACUGACAUAUCUGUCUCAAUACAAUGGGCAAUAUUAUCGGUCA
Molecule: messenger RNA, 2117 nt
Organism: Aspergillus alliaceus
Lineage: Eukaryota; Fungi; Ascomycota; Eurotiomycetes; Eurotiales; Aspergillaceae
Product: lysophospholipase family protein
Exons: 1
Coding region: 121-1983 (620 amino acids)
Biological process (GO): glycerophospholipid catabolic process
Cellular component (GO): cytosol; intracellular membrane-bounded organelle
Molecular function (GO): A2-type glycerophospholipase activity
Source: RefSeq, a predicted model, not a curated record